This is a messenger RNA of Chanos chanos (milkfish), 1050 nucleotides long. It is a transcript of the gene mkxa, whose product is annotated as mohawk homeobox a. The transcript is spliced from 6 exons. Gene Ontology annotation, biological process: muscle organ development; regulation of transcription by RNA polymerase II; cell development. Gene Ontology annotation, cellular component: nucleus. Gene Ontology annotation, molecular function: DNA-binding transcription factor activity, RNA polymerase II-specific; RNA polymerase II cis-regulatory region sequence-specific DNA binding. NCBI's taxonomy places the organism in Eukaryota, Metazoa, Chordata, Actinopteri, Gonorynchiformes, Chanidae. The record is from RefSeq and is a predicted model, not a curated record. Bases 1 to 1050 code for a protein of 349 amino acids.
AUGAACACAAUCGUGUUUAACAAAUUAAGUAGUCAAGUUUUGUUUGAAGAGAAGGCGAAGGAGGUGGAGAGGAGCAGCAGAAAUUAUUUGGAAGUGAUCGAUGGACAGCAUCCGGACCUUCUCGCCAGCAACCAAGGAAUCAAAGACAGCUCCGCCAUCCGACACAGACGAACUGGGUCUCGUCAGAACGGCGGCAAAGUGCGGCAUAAGCGGCAAGCCCUACAGGACAUGGCUCGGCCUUUGAAGCAGUGGUUGUACAAACACCGGGACAACCCAUACCCGACCAAAACAGAAAAAAUCCUCCUUGCCCUCGGCUCACAGAUGACUCUGGUCCAGGUGUCGAACUGGUUUGCAAACGCUCGGAGGCGGUUGAAGAACACUGUGAGGCAGCCGGAUCUCAGCUGGGCUCUGCGGAUUAAACUCUACAAUAAAUAUGUUCAGGGCAACGCAGAGAGACUCAGCGUCAGCAGUGAUGACACCUGUUCUGAAGAUGGGGAGACAGCAGCCCACGGUCAGGCAGGAAUGGCAGAGUUCAAUAAACCCAUGUACCAGAGUGUCAUAAAGAAAGAGGGCAGUGCCGUAGGGGCGGGGCUUAGGGCCGCCGCCGAGGCCGCCUCAUUGGCCGAGGACUACGUCUCUCCGCCCAAGUACAAGAGCAGCCUCCUGCACCGCUACCUGAACGACUCGCUACGUCACGUGAUGGUGGCAAACGGUGUCAUGGAUGCUCGCAAGAGGAAUCACUCAGGCUCCUUCAGUUCUAAUGAAUACGACGAGGACCUGCUGUCCCCGUCGUCAUCGGAAACCGAGGCCAACUUCGUCUACCGCGCCGACGCCAUGGACCAUGGAUCAAGUAAAUACAGUGGCGCACUGAAAGAGAAGGGCCGGGGGAAAGAUGAAACGUACUGGAGAGAGAUCAAUGCGGCCAUGGCCCUGACUAACUUGGCCCAGUCAAAGGACGGAGCAUCAGGCACCACCAGCUGCAUCAUCCAGAAAUCCUCACACAUAGCUGAGAUUAAGACUGUCAAAGUGCCUGUCCUGCACAAGUACUAA